CGUCAAGACCUUCAAAGUUCAAAGACCAACUCCGUCUUUUGAAUUGUGCCGGUGAUGCCGAUCAUAGACUUCAGCGAAUGUGUACGGAUCGAAGACUAUGUUGAUGAUACCCACCUUGCAAGGCUCAGGGACUAUCGAUAUAGCGCAGUUGAUCUGUCACCGACAACGAAGUACAUUUUGAGACACUGGUGGAACUGGGUCGCUGAAUGGAUGCCACGAUGGGUCGCGCCGAACAUGAUCACCCUCAUCGGGCUAUUUUUUAUUUUGAUAAAUAUAGCGACGGUAGCGAUCUACAUGCCCGACCUAGAAUCCGAAGCGCCUCGAUGGGUUUACUUUUCCUUUGCAAUCGGACUUUUCUCGUAUCAGACCUUAGAUAAUGUUGACGGUAAACAGGCGCGCAAAACUGGCACAUCCUCGCCUUUAGGAGAAUUGUUCGACCAUGGGAUCGACUCACUCAACUGUGUCUUGGGUGGAUUGAUACAAUGCGCGGCCAUAGGAACUGGGCAAUCCUUCUAUUCGGUGUUUAUUGUGGUAGUUGCUUGCUGGCCAAUGUACCUCAGUACUUGGGAGGAAUAUCAUACUGGUGUAUUGUAUCUGGGAUUUAUCAAUGGCCCGACUGAGGGGCUUCUGAUUGCCAUGGCGAUCUUACUAAACUCCGGAUUCAAUGGGAACCAAAUUUGGCACUCCGCAGUCAAAACCAAGUUUGAUUUGCCUGCCCCUGUCACCGAUUUUUUUGCUGGAUUUGGACAUGAAUUGAAGUUUCUGGACCUGUUUGUGUUCUUUGUGCUCACCGCGCUGGUUAUUGGACAUGCUCCUUUUUGCUUCUAUAACGUUUGGAAAAUUGUAGCGGAAGCCCGACAACCUAACCUGAAAUCCGAACAGGCUAGACUUGGCUUGAUUGGUCAACCUCUGCUCCGUAUUCUGCCGCUACUGGUUUAUACCGGUGCCUCAGUCGCCUGGAUCACUUCUCCUGCUUCUCAUUUACUCGAAAAUAAAAAACUCAUGGAGUGGAGUUUGAUGUUAUGUCUCAUUUUUGGCAGGAUGUCAACGAGGACUAUAUUGGCACAUCUAACCAAAGGGGCAUUCCCCUAUUGGUCGAUGAUGAUGCUACCGUUGAUCAUGGGCUCCAUAUUAGUCAAUUUACCGACAUUAGGCCUGCCCACGGUAUUAACACCUUUUGGAGAACUGAUCUACCUACGUUUAUCGGUAUUUUUGUGUUUUGUAGGUUAUUGGUUUAGUACUACUAAGACCAUUGAGAGGUUUUGUGAAGCACUUCAGAUUAACUGUUUGACGAUUCGAAAGAAAUGAAAGCAAUGAAAAUAAAUUCUUGUUUAUUGAU
This is a messenger RNA of Melampsora larici-populina 98AG31, 1339 nucleotides long. RefSeq lists its product as uncharacterized. Gene Ontology annotation, biological process: phospholipid biosynthetic process. Bases 55 to 1308 code for a protein of 417 amino acids. The record is from RefSeq and is a predicted model, not a curated record. Gene Ontology annotation, molecular function: phosphotransferase activity, for other substituted phosphate groups. The transcript is spliced from 13 exons. Gene Ontology annotation, cellular component: membrane. Lineage: Eukaryota; Fungi; Basidiomycota; Pucciniomycetes; Pucciniales; Melampsoraceae.